GGAAUCGCUGCCAAACUAGUCCAGUCUGAUAUCAACUAUUUGUAAUAUACCUGCACCCACGUGCUUGGAUCUCGAUACUUAGGGCGUGUUCCAAAAUCUACUCUCGUGUGCUGUAGUAUGAUUCUGUCUCUGUUACUCACAUGCGUGUGAUGUAGACAGACCGGCAACAUAACCUUGUAGUUAGAUUUAUAGGUUACGCAGCAAGUUGUUUGUUUCAUUUUAAAACGUAAAGCUUGUGAAGUUUGUUGAUAAGAAUGGCUGAUCAAAGGGAUAAUAAUACCGCCGUUGGAAGAGGAAAUAAAAGAAAGAAGAAAAAGUCUUUCAUACAAAAUGCUAAGAAAUAUGCUCGCAAAGGAGAGUAUGGUCAUGGAAGUUCACUUGAUUCUGAAACAUAUAAUUAUAUGGUUCGUAUAUUGGAAAUAAUGCGUGACGAAUUUGCUGAAAUGGAGGAUAAAUUAGUCUUUGUGAAUAAUGUCUAUGAGCAAACUGUGGGACAUGAGGUUGAAUAUGCACGCAAUCAGAUUGGAUCAAGAGUACUCGAUUCAUUAAUCCAAUAUGCUAGCAUCGAAACUAUUCAGAGACUUGUUGAUGCCUUUGGUCCUUCUUUAAGACCCAUCUGUAAUGAUAGAUUCGCUAGUCAUGUUCUAGAGAAAAUUAUUAUUGUUUGUGCUGAUAGAGGUAAUAGGACUGUUAUUGAAAAAGUAUCUAAAAGCAAGGAUGGUGUAGUCGAAAUUAAAGAUAACGAAGUUCAACUGUACAAUGAUCUUACUUUGAAGCUGUGUAGAUAUGCUAUCAAUAAUAUGGAAGAUUUUGCUUGGGAAUUUUACUCUAAUCGUGUACUUCGAACUGUUUUUGAAGUUCUUGGAGGUUUAAUUGAUAGACCUCCAGAGCAGAAUAAGAAGAAAUUGUUACCCUGUCUUGACAUGCGCAGGAAAGUUGUCAAAGAAUAUACAGAUCUACUGGUGAAUGCUUCUAAAAGAUUACAAAAUUGGCCACAAUUUCCUGAGUUUGGACAAGAUGAGUUAAUGUCAGGACUUUUACAAAUCGUCCUGUAUUCCUUAAAGGACAUUGAUCCUGAAUUAAAUGGACAUAUCAUAGACAAAAUUAUCCAGGAGUGCUUUACGCCUAACGAGGAGGACCAUUUAUCUAAUCUCUUUGACACUGAGAAUGCAAUCCGAUUGUUGGAAGCCUGUCUCGUAACAGCACCAUCAGAUGUUUAUACACAGAUUAAUAAAAAAUUCUUCAGUGGUCAUCUCAAAAUAUUAGCGCUCAAGGAAGGAGCUAAUUUCAGUGUCCAGAGAUUAUUGGAUGGCUGCAGUACUACGGAGAAUUUUGAACAGAUAUUUGAAGAAUUAUCACUACAUUAUAAGGAAAUUCUUAAUAAAGGUUACACUGGAGUUUUGACUAGUUUAGCCAAUGCUUGCGGCAGAUUACGCACGAAGCAAGGAGCCUUCAUCAAUUCAAUCACUAAAGCCCUGGGUUGUGAUGAACCAGCAGAACGUCAUUCAUCCACUGCUUUAGUCAUAGCUACACUAAAACAUUAUGACGAACUGGAAUCCCAUAGGAAAAGAAGUGAUCGAAGCUUGCCUAUAAAUCUUCAUGGAAGUUUAAUAGUACAGGCCAUACUAAAGUUCAACAAGCCAAUUAAAAUCGUAAACUCAUUAUUGGAAUCGACUGGCGAAGAUCUGGCUGUACUUUUCAGUGAUCCCAAGGGUAGCAGGAUCCUUGAUGUCUUCAUGGAAAGUACCUCCAUUGGUGAAAAAAGCAGAGAAAAAUUGAUAAGAAGAUUGCAAGGUUACUGGGCAAAGCUAGCCUGCGGUAUACACGGUUCAAGAAGUCUGGAGAGAAUGUGGGACAAAGCGCAGGAAAAGAGGAGAAUCAGCAUCAUGCAAGAAUUAGCAGAAGCAGGAGAGUCUUUAAAUUCCACAAAAUCUGGAGCUUGUAUUGCCGCCAAAUUACAGGUGCCCCUUUUUGCAAGAAGCAGAAAGCUUUGGUCUGAGUCUCUUGGAAAAGAAGAAAAAACUAAAGCAAUGUUUGCCAGCAUUAUUGAAUCGACAAAGAAAAAGUGAUCCUCCAUUGUGUCCUUCUGUCCAAGAUCACAAAAAUUAAUUGAAUGUGUUUACUAAGAUCAUUCAAUUCUAUAAAUAACAUUAAUCCUUUAUACGCAUUAUGACAUAGAAUAUUGUAUUUCGUUACUUCGUAAAUACACUUUAUAACCCAUCGUA
This is a messenger RNA of Cephus cinctus (wheat stem sawfly), 2225 nucleotides long. RefSeq names its product nucleolar protein 9. Gene Ontology annotation, biological process: endonucleolytic cleavage in 5'-ETS of tricistronic rRNA transcript (SSU-rRNA, 5.8S rRNA, LSU-rRNA); ribosomal small subunit export from nucleus; endonucleolytic cleavage to generate mature 5'-end of SSU-rRNA from (SSU-rRNA, 5.8S rRNA, LSU-rRNA). Gene Ontology annotation, molecular function: RNA binding. The transcript has a single exon. The record is from RefSeq and is a predicted model, not a curated record. Lineage: Eukaryota; Metazoa; Arthropoda; Insecta; Hymenoptera; Cephidae. Bases 255 to 2069 code for a protein of 604 amino acids. Gene Ontology annotation, cellular component: preribosome, small subunit precursor; nucleolus; 90S preribosome.